Messenger RNA from Corticium candelabrum, 1719 nucleotides. RefSeq lists its product as uncharacterized. Bases 20 to 1444 code for a protein of 474 amino acids. Lineage: Eukaryota; Metazoa; Porifera; Homoscleromorpha; Homosclerophorida; Plakinidae. The record is from RefSeq and is a predicted model, not a curated record. Gene Ontology annotation, cellular component: centrosome. The transcript has 10 exons.
CUAAGACAGAUCAGUUGCGAUGUCUGCAAGGGAAAUCAGCGCUCCGGAGCUGUUUCAAUCUUAUAUAUCUCGACAUGAACAAACGAAAGCGUUUUCGGAAUUAGGCAAAUCGGCUUCUAGACCGUCCAAUGCGAUGUUGAAGGCGAAUUUAGAAGAAUUACGACGGUCGAAAAUAGAAGACAUGAAUAGCAAACGUUUAGAAGCGUUCAGGAAAGCUGUAAGCAAUCGUGUGAAGAGAUUAGAAAAAAUGAAACAAAACGAAGAGAAGAAACAGGCAGAGCGAUGUGUUGACGGUGAACGGCAAGCUUUGGAACAGAGCUGUGUUGCUAGACAAAAACUGUUACAGACUGACAGUCGUGUCAAUUGUAAUCGAUUGUCAUCACAACCAAAGGCAUCACGUCUGAGAGAUGGCAAUGAAAGUUGCAUCGUGUUUAUGGAUGCAGUGGAGGCAAAUCACGGAUCUUCAACACAAGCUAGAGAAACGUUGUUGUCCAGAAGAACAAAUGUGACACAAGAAAAGAUGUGUGAAUUGCCUGGUGGUCUAUGGAAGGAACACAUUUCUCCGAGUUUGUCACAUGAUGUCAAGAGACGUGAGGACGAUGCUGUUGAACGACGUGAUGAUGAUGAUGUCAUAGAAAGUUGUGAUGAUGACGUCAUUAAAAGACGUGAAGAGUAUGUUAUUGAAGGUCACAAUGAUGAUAUGGAUUCACAUCAAGACAGUGACUCUUCGAGUUGUGAGGAUCAUGUGCGUGACAAAGGAAUGUUGGACGUAGAAGGUGGUAAGAUGAAGGUCAAAUUUCAAGACGACGUGGAAGUUAUACGAAACGAGACGAGUAGUGGAUGUGAUAAUGAGAGUGAUGGUGAAAUUUGUGAUCAUUUGGAGAGAGUCAGAAGGAAUGCCGUGUGCGCAUAUCAACAGAAAGAGCUUACAAAGAAAGAGGCUUGCAGUCAGUUAGUGGCAGUUCGUCGGCUGUUUAUGAGUCUGGAACGAGAGCAAGUGCAAGAGCGACGGAAACUCCUUAGACACAAACAGCACGUUGAGAGACUAAAAUGUGCGAAAGAGGAUUCUCGUAAUGUUGCAGAGCGUCAUCUAUGGGAGCUAACGGCACCGCGAGAUCAACUAACUGGCCAACUUGUCACUCUAGUUGAAGAACGUGAGAGGAAGGAGGACGGAAAUGUGAAGCGUGUGCUCACGAGGAGACAACAACAUUUGGAGAAAAUGAAAGACAACAUGAGGUUUAUCGAGGCAUUGCAGGCUCAACUGAAGGAAAAAUUGAAACACCAACGUGUUGAUUUACCUUCGUUGUGUGGCUGUGCUCCAUCGUUUUGGGAUUGUCAUCCUCUAACGUGUGCAAACAAUUGUGUGUUCUACAGAAAUCCUCAAGCAUAUGCAAGAGCAGUGACAUCUCUCCUUGAAUCGUUGGACAUUCCACAUUAUAAAUAAAAGGAAAGUUGUUGCACUAACUAAUACCUCGUGUAGAGUUCAUGUAUCUUGUCUGUGUGUGUCAGCACUCGAACUGGCAAACAUCGACUAGCUACAUGAGUGUGAUAGGUGAUAGUGGUGAUUGCGUAUUUUGUGGUACAUGUUACUCAGGACACUACAAACAACUUUAUUAAUAGAAAAUUAAUGAGCAAUUCACAUUUGCUUAGCGUGCGUUAUGCAGUAAGUUAUUCAGUUUUAGCGUGCGCUACGCAAUAGGUUGUUCAGUCACUAAACAU